GGCCUUUGUGAGACACUAUGACAUGGUUAGAAGAAGACUCCAGGCCACACGGGGCGCUGUGGUGUUGUGACUAUCCAUUAGCCUCCUACAGGGAAAACAAAUCUCUGUUCACACUGUCGGAGUUACAAUCCCAGCACAGCUUCUCUUAAAGGCUUGACACCCCUACUGAACAUUCUCUGAUCAGCCGGAACGGGCCAGAGUUAGGCUGAUAUUUGUAAAUGAAAUCUGUUUUUUUUUUGUUUUUUUUUAAACAACAAGAAGCACUCGCCUGCAAACUGUCAGAGACCGCUUUGAUUACCGAACAACACGAUCUGUUUGUCUGAUUGUUGAAGAAUCAUUAUUAUUAUCAUCUUAUUUUUAGCAGCUGACUGGAGGACCAAACAAAGAAGCUUCAUAAAGACAUGAAGAAGAGCACUGAAGCUGACCUAGCCAUGUCCAAAGCUGCUGUGAAGAUCUCGGUGGACCUGCUGAGUAACCCUCUGUGUGAGCAGGACCAGGCUUUCCUGGACUCCAUGACGGCCCUGGACACAGCCAUGCGCCGCAUGGAUGCUUUCAACCAGGAGAAGGUGAACCAGAUCCAGAAGACUGUGAUCGACCCGCUGAAAAAGUACAGCAGCGUGUUCCCCAGCCUGAACAUGGCGGUAAAGCGUCGUGAGCAGGCCAUGCAGGACUACAAGAGGCUGCAGUCCAAGGUGGAGAAGUAUGAGGAGAAGGAGAAGACCGGGCCCAUGGUGGUUAAACUACACCAGGCCAGGGAGGAGCUGAGGCCUGUCAAAGACGACUUUGAGGCCAAGAACAAGCAACUGCUGGAAGAGAUGCCCAAGUUCUACAGCAGCCGUAUCGACUACUUCCAGCCGAGCUUCGAGGCGCUCAUCCGGGCCCAGGUGGUCUAUUUCACCGAGAUGCACAAGAUUUUCAGCGAGCUGACUGAGCAGAUCGACCAGGCGCGGCUGACGGACCCGGAGCGCGAGCGGGAGAAUGAGGCCCGGCUUAACGAACUGAGGGCCCUGUCCAUUGUCGCUGACGACUGAGGACGGUCUCCCUCUCUGCCCCUUUGCAAACCUUGCCUCCCCAUUAGAAUGCCCUUAAAUCACAAAAACAAGUCCCAUGUUUUUAAACUCUAGCUACAUCUAAAACACAUCGGCAUCGAGCUGUCACUCCCAAGGACUGCAUUGUUUUUAGGGGUCAUGCAUUAUUUCAUGAGCAAUAUCGCUGCCGCCACUCAUGGCAUAUUAGUAUGUUUUUGAGGAUGGGCAAAAAAGCUAGCAUGACCUUUUGAUUAAUUACUUUGUUUAAUGACCAGCAUUUUAAAGCUAUUAAAAUUUUCUUCAUGAAUGUUAUUUUUACAGCCAGGUGAUUGACGGUUAAACGUGAUCUGAAAACCUUAAGUGCCAUGCGAGAUGCUUAAAUACCAAUAUUUAUCGGCUGCUUGCGGUCUGGCCUUUGCCCCCAAACAUCCUCAUAAAGGAUCCUGAGUGACUCCGCUUGUGUGGGACGAGGAUCCCCGAUUUCUCACCGCGGGGUCUUGGUUCUCCCACGCCUGAUAUUCAGGUGCCCUAAUAAUUGCAUGUGUUGGAGUGCAGUAGCAUAGCCCCCCCCCCCCCACAAAUUGUUUGAGCAGAAAAGCGCACAAAGUCUGUAAGACGGCCGCUCGGGGGUGAGAGCCCGGUCAGCAUCCCAGCUGUGGUCUGCGUUCAUGUUCUUCAUGAAGGAUGGCGGUUCUGGUGCACAAAAAGAACGUCAACUUCCCUAGCAAACCUGUAGCUCCAUCGCCCUCUAGUGGCACAUGUUUUGUUUCAGUCAAUUGUCUAAACUCUUUCCUUCAGUUAUUUUUAUAUAUAUAUAUAUAUAAAUAAAUUAGCCUGCGCUCUGAUUAUUUGUCAGUGGCCUGUUACAGUUAAGUUUGUCCCACAACUGAUAGGGGCCAGAGAUUGUGUUUUGGGGUUAGUUUAGUCUUGUGUGUGCCUUCCCAACUUUAAUCAUGUAGCCAUGAUUGUAAUUAAGAAAGUUCCAUAUGUUAAUGCAAGUGCAGGAUUUUAUUCUCUUUUUUUAAAUUUAUGUUAAUGAAUUAAUUCAAGUUGAUGUUAAUAUGUCAUUUUUAAAUUAGGGUGAUAUGGGUCAUCAUAACUGUAAAAACUGUGCCUUACUGUGCGAAUCUCAGGCUUUGGCUUUUUUCGUUUGUAACAAACACUACAGCCCUAUUCAUGACUAUGGCCACGUAUUAAAAUCAGCAUUAGGGCUCACAGCAUUAACUUUAACCGUCGGUUUGCUGCAUUUCCUGAAAUGUUAACUGAAAAGCAAACCCUUGCCUUGUGGCAUUUCUCCUGCGUAGGUUUUUACUGUUAAGCAAAGGUCCCGGUUAACAGCAACAUGACAUGCCGGCAUCUUUAUGCCAAACCCGUCGCAUCUGUUUAUUUGCCUACAGAAGUACCUUAUAUAUCGAAGCCUGUGAUUUACCAGUUUCCCAUGAACCUGUUUCAUGAUGCUGUCCUGUUUAUUUAUAAAGUAUGACACUGUUCUAGGAAAUCAGCCUGUAGGACUUUUUUUUUUUUUUUUUUUUUUAAUUAAUGCAAUGUGUGAAUAAAUAGCAAGAAAUGUUUUUCUUCUUGGAA
Molecule: messenger RNA, 2612 nt
Organism: Brienomyrus brachyistius
Lineage: Eukaryota; Metazoa; Chordata; Actinopteri; Osteoglossiformes; Mormyridae
Gene: bin3
Product: bridging integrator 3
Exons: 7
Coding region: 402-1031 (209 amino acids)
Biological process (GO): plasma membrane tubulation; endocytosis; actin cortical patch localization
Cellular component (GO): cytoplasm; actin cortical patch
Molecular function (GO): protein binding; lipid binding
Source: RefSeq, a predicted model, not a curated record